AGUGGUUAUAUUAUGAGGGAGCUCUGGUUUCCCUCCACUUCUUUUUUUAAGCUCUUAUUCAGGCAUCUUUGUCUGCUUGAGGGGACAUAAGACUCUUCAAAUGGUGACAGUUCACAAUUAGCAAAUUAAGAAGAAUUCAGCAUAUGCAGCAAAGAAAGAAAGCCACAUAUUUUCUAGAAUUCUGUUAAAAAUGAGUGCUACUGCUUCUUUUGCCACCAACUGCCAGCCCCAACCAUUGCCUACCAUUGAUCAAGAAGAUGAACAAGAACAGCAUGAGAUCUGCAUGUGUGUAUUGUGGUAUGGAGGAGAGCUGGGUAUUGCCUACUAUGACACUGGAGACUGUUCUAUCUACUUUAUGGCUGACACACCAGACAAUGAAGACCUUAAGCUGCUCCAGAAAGUGGUUGAUGAAGUGCUUCCCAAAUACAUAUUAAGUAGUGCUAAGCAAGAUUAUAGCAUAGCCAAAUUCCUGUCCAAUUUAGGUAAUACUAUGGGAGAACAUCAGGAAGGAGGAAAGCCAGAGGUUGUCCUGUAUCCAAAUAUGGAUUUUGGUUUAGAAGUAAGCAAGCAAAGGAUCCUAUCGAGGCAAUUCCCUUUUGUCCCCUCUGACAUGACAGCAACUGAGAAAAUCCUCUAUUUGUCGUCUAUUAUUCCUUUUGAGAGCCCACUCGUGGUAAGAGUGCUAGGAGGAUUGCUGAAGUUUCUUGACAGAAGGAGGGUUGGAGUUGAACUGGAAGAUAGUAGCGUCAAUGUUCCUAUCCUUGCCUUUAAAAAGUUUGUACUGACAGAUAUUGUACACGUAGAUCAAGAUGCUUACUCUGUGCUGCAGAUAUUUAAAAGUGAAGUGCAUCCUUCUGUGUAUAAACAAGCCAGCGGGAAAAAAGAAGGACUCAGCUUAUAUGGGAUUCUGAACCACUGCAGAUGCAAGUGGGGAGAGAAGCUGAUGAGACUGUGGCUCAUGAGACCCACGCGCAAUUUGACAGAACUGAACAAACGUCUUGAUGUUAUCCAAUUUUUCCUGUUAGCUCGGAAUCAUGAAAUAGUUCUGACCCUACAGGAAUGCCUCAAAAAUAUUAAAAAUGUACCCCUGAUUCUUAGGCGCAUGGCUGUUUCUAACACUAAGGUAAGUGACUGGCAAGCACUGUACAAAACCGUUUACAGUGCUGUGUGCCUCAGAGAUACGUGUCGCUCCCUGCCCAAUACCAUUGAGCUCUUCCAGACUAUUUCACAAGUCUUCACUGAAGAUCUACACUAUAUUGCCAGCCUAAUCAGCAAAGUGGUAGAUUUUGAAGGCAGUAUCUCAGCAAACCACUUCACUGUCAGACCAAAUGUAGAUCCCACCAUUGAUGAAAAGAAACGAAAGCUGAUGGGGCUUUCAGCCUUCCUUACAGAGGUGGCCCGAAAAGAACUGGAGGACCUGGAUAAUAGAAUUCCAUCCUGUACCGUUAUUUAUAUUCCCUUAAUAGGAUUCUUACUCUCCAUUCCACGGCUGCCCACAAUGGUGGAAAUGAGUGACUUUGACAUUGAGGGACUAGAUUUCAUGUUCUUGUCAGAAGAAAAGCUUCACUACCGCAGUGCCAGGACAAAGGAACUGGAUAGUUUGCUUGGUGAUCUUCAUUGUGAAAUAAGGGAUCAAGAAAUACUGAUCAUGGACCAGCUACAGACUAAGAUUUUGGAAAAGUCUGCAGUACUUAGUGAUGUGAUUGAAUACACAGCACACUUAGAUGUGCUGCUCUCUUUAGCAGUGAUGGCUCGUGAGAAUGGAUAUAUCCGUCCAUGCUUCUCUCACUCCCACAUGAUCCGUAUUAAGGAUGGAAGGCAUCCACUGAUGGAGUUAUGUGCAAAGACCUUUUUCCCCAACUCAGCGGAGAGCACUGAAACGCAUGGCCGGAUUAAGAUCCUCACUGGACCCAAUUCAUCUGGAAAGAGUGUAUAUUUAAAGCAGAUAGGCAUUAUUACAUUUAUGGCCCUAAUUGGCAGCUACGUUCCGGCUGCUGAAGCUGAGAUAGGGGCAGUGGAUGGAAUCUACACCAGGAUCCAUAGCAGAGAGUCAGUAUCUCUAGGACUGUCCACUUUCAUGAUUGAUCUUAACCAAGUAGCCAAGGCAGUAAACAAUGCCACUGAAAGGUCUUUGGUGCUCAUUGAUGAAUUUGGCAAAGGCACAAACACAGUAGAUGGCCUCUCUCUUCUGGCGGCUGUGCUAAGGUACUGGAUUAGACAAGGAACCCAAUGCCCACACAUUUUUGUUGCCACUAAUUUCCACAGCCUGAUGCAGCUGAAUCUCCUGCCUGACAGUCCUCUUCUGCAAUAUCUGACUAUGGACACCCACCAAGAUGGAGAUGAACUUGUGUUUUUCUACCGUGUCAAAGAAGGCAUGUCCACUGUCAGCCAUGCAGCUAAUAUUGCAGAUUUGGCUGGCAUGCCACCUAAACUGAUUGCCCGAGGAGUAGAAGUGUCAGAGUUGCUCCGCAAUGGGAAACCCAUCCAACACGCUGACCAUUCUUCAAAGGAGAAACAGUUGCAAAGUUGCAAAUCUCUGGUAGAUAAAUUCCUCUCCCUGGAUCUCGAUAAUCCUCAGCUGGAUUUAAAGGAGUUUAUGAGUGAAGAGGUGCUUCCCUCUUCAGCAACCAUAUUGCACCCUAUUAAAAAGGCAUAA
Molecule: messenger RNA, 2656 nt
Organism: Podarcis muralis (Common wall lizard)
Lineage: Eukaryota; Metazoa; Chordata; Lepidosauria; Squamata; Lacertidae
Gene: MSH5
Product: mutS homolog 5
Biological process (GO): chiasma assembly; mismatch repair
Cellular component (GO): nucleus
Molecular function (GO): ATP-dependent DNA damage sensor activity; mismatched DNA binding; ATP binding
Source: RefSeq, a predicted model, not a curated record